UUAAGACGUCAUUUCAGCCCGCCCCUUCAUUCAUCUUUCCUAUCCUUUUCUAUGAGCUGGUCAACCAGCUGUACCUUAGACGUUGUUAACCUACAUUUUUCUAAAUAAAUGGUUUUUUUAAACAUCAGAACAUAAAAAGACAUGGCUUCACGAGCAGGUCCGCGAGCGGCAGGCACAGAUGGCAGUGACUUUGCACACCGAGAGCGAGUUGCUUCUCACUAUCAGAUGAGCGUUGCCUUAAAAUCUGAAAUCCGUAAACUCAACAUCGUCCAUUUGCUGAUUUGGGUGCUGAUGGCAGCUCAGGUCACCGUGAGCCAGCUGAACCUGGUGUCUCACAAAGUAGUGGCCUCUCCAUACCAGUGGGAGUACCCCUACCUCCUGAGCAUAGUUCCAACAGUUUUCAGCUUCUUGGCUUUGCCUCGGAAUAACAUCAGCUACCUGGUUAUUUCCAUGAUCAGCGCCGGGCUCUUCUGCGUGGCCCCGCUGAUCUAUGGCGGCAUGGAGAUGUUCCCAGUGGCUCAGCAGCUGUAUCGCCAUGGCAAGGCAUACCGGUUCAUCUUUGGCUUCUCCGCUGUGUCUGUGAUGUACCUCGUCGUCGUCAUUGCUGUGCAGGUGCAUGCAUGGCAGAUCUACUACAGCAAGAAGCUGCUGGACCAGUGGUUCACCAGCACACAGGAGAAGAAGAAGAAAUGAAUUCAGCUUCAGCAUGCCAAGACUGACCAUCACGGUGGACAAAGAGGAUCUUAGAACUGAAGUUUGUUUGGAAAACCAAGAGAAGAGACUCAAAGAAGCUGCUGUUGAGCAUCUUUUUCUAUAUUUAUACUUGACAGUGAUGAUUUCAUUGUUGGUGAAAAAUCAGUCUUUGGAUAUCCUUUGAUUACUUUCAUGCUGUACAUAAAAUUUCCUGCCAUUUCAUUAUUACCAAAAAACAACGUUUUUCUUUGAAACUCAUUAUUGUGGGUAUAGACAGUGAAUCCUGGAAGAAAACUGGUGGUAUGUAAAAUAUUUUUAACAAAUGACACUGAACUGAGAAUAAACAAGGGAUUUAAUUUGCCAUGGUACAAGUUAACAUGAUUAAACAUUACAAAGUACAUUUUAAUUUCUUAAUAAACUACAGUUAACAUGUUU
Messenger RNA from Melanotaenia boesemani (Boeseman's rainbowfish), 1128 nucleotides. RefSeq names its product protein jagunal homolog 1-B. The record is from RefSeq and is a predicted model, not a curated record. Gene Ontology annotation, biological process: granulocyte colony-stimulating factor signaling pathway; vesicle-mediated transport; endoplasmic reticulum organization. The coding region runs from base 142 to 693 and encodes 183 amino acids. Gene Ontology annotation, cellular component: endoplasmic reticulum membrane. The transcript is spliced from 4 exons. NCBI's taxonomy places the organism in Eukaryota, Metazoa, Chordata, Actinopteri, Atheriniformes, Melanotaeniidae.